AUGACUAUCACUGUCAUUCUCGGGGCCCAAUGGGGUGACGAAGGCAAGGGCAAGCUGGUUGAUAUCCAGUCCCGGGAGGCGCAACUCUGUUGCCGAGCUGCUGGCGGAUCUAAUGCAGCGCUGACCGGUAGGACGGUUUCAGGUCACUUGAUCAAGGUGGACGGAGUCUCCUACAGUUUUCACCUCUUGCCCUCCGGCCUCAUGAACCCGAACUGCAAGAACUUCAUCGGCUCCGGUGUGGUCUUUCACAUCCCAACCUUCUUCAAGGAGCUCAAGGAGCUUGAAGAGAAGGGCCUGACCGCGGUAUACGACCGAAUCCUUGUUUCUGACAGGGUCAAUGUCCUCUUGGACAUGCACAUGGCAGUGGAUGGUCUUGAAGAAAUGGAGCUUGGAGGUUUGUCCCAUGGUUCCGAUGCUCUCUCCAAGGAGAAGCAGCUAAUGAAAACCUCAGACGAAGCUAUUGGAACAACAAAACGCGGUACUGUACCCUCGAAACUUCAUGGUGGAUUGUUCCUUUCUGCUGGUUUCGCCCCUUUACAAGCACUCCCAUAUAUGAACAGCAGAGGUAUUGGCCCAUGCUACCAAACAAGCAGAGCGCGAACUGGCAUUAAAUUAACCGACAUCUUCCAUCCCGAAAUUUUCGAAAAGAAGGUGAAGCGCUUAGCUGAUGGCUAUCAAAAGCGCUUUGGAGAACUGUUCCAGUACGACAUAAAAGCUGAGCUUGCUCGUUUUGAGGAGUAUAGGACGACGAUGAAGAAAUACGUCAUUGACGGCGUGUCCUUCAUGACAUCCGCACAGCAGAGCGACACGAAAAUUGUGAUCGAAGGCGCAAACGCACUGAUGUUGGAUGUUGAUUAUGGCUCGUACCCAUUCGUUACUUCCUCAAGUACCACGCUUGCUGGCAUCAUUGGUGGACUUACCCUAAACCCGAAGAAUAUUACCGAGACGGUUGGAGUAGUCAAGGCUUACACCACCCGUGUCGGUUGUGGUGCCUUUAAGACCGAAGAUACGGAAGAGAUUGGCACCAAACUUCAGGAGAUUGGACGCGAAUGGGGCACGUCGACCGGCCGCAGACGCCGAUGUGGAUGGCUCGACCUUGUUGUUGUCAAAUACAGCAACUCAAUCAACUACUACACCAGCCUUAAUCUGACAAAGCUCGACGUUUUGGACACUUUCGAAACGAUUAAGAUUGCGAUCGCUUAUAAGGUCGACGGGGAGGAAUUGGACUCUUACCCUGCGGAUCUUGACAUCUUGGAACGAGCUGAGGUGGUUUACCAUGAGAUGCCAGGGUGGCAAACGCCGAUUACCAACGCGAAGACUUACGACGAUCUGCCCAAGAAGGCUCGCGAUUACGUGGAGUACAUCGAGAAGUUUGUGGGAGUCAAGAUCAAGUACAUUGGCACCGGUCCCGAGCGUGAGGCCAUGAUCCAGCGCGCCUGA
Messenger RNA from Drechmeria coniospora, 1440 nucleotides. RefSeq names its product adenylosuccinate synthetase. Gene Ontology annotation, cellular component: cytoplasm. Gene Ontology annotation, molecular function: GTP binding; adenylosuccinate synthase activity. The coding region runs from base 1 to 1440 and encodes 479 amino acids. Lineage: Eukaryota; Fungi; Ascomycota; Sordariomycetes; Hypocreales; Ophiocordycipitaceae. The transcript has 22 exons. Gene Ontology annotation, biological process: IMP metabolic process; 'de novo' AMP biosynthetic process. The record is from RefSeq and is a predicted model, not a curated record.